CAACCAAAGCACAGUGAAGAAGACUACAUCAAACGGCCUGAGAACGCAUUCAUCCGGUUUCAUCAUGAAUGCCGUUUGAAAAAGAACAAGGCAGAGGCUGCAGCAGCUGCAGAAGGUGAUUAUGUUGUGCAGCGUCAGUGUCAAGCCAACCUAUCCAAAACAACCUCACAACAAUGGCAUUCACUGUCCGCAGAGGAACGUAAACACUGA
Messenger RNA from Fomitiporia mediterranea MF3/22, 210 nucleotides. RefSeq lists its product as uncharacterized. The annotation marks the transcript as partial. The transcript has a single exon. Lineage: Eukaryota; Fungi; Basidiomycota; Agaricomycetes; Hymenochaetales; Hymenochaetaceae. The record is from RefSeq and is a predicted model, not a curated record.